Bursaphelenchus xylophilus (pine wood nematode) is the source of this 5636-nucleotide messenger RNA. The record is from the annotation of a GenBank genome assembly. Lineage: Eukaryota; Metazoa; Nematoda; Chromadorea; Rhabditida; Aphelenchoididae.
AUGAGACGGCUAGAAUCUGCGUUUUUCUGGUAUGGCAGACUUGUUGCAAGGCAUCCAAUCCCAUUCUUGGUAAGAAUUUGGCAUUUCUGUUCAUCUGUGGCACUUUGUUGCGGUGAAGUGUCACAAAAAUUAUCGGAGAGUUUUUUAUUCAAGCUUUUGGUCGAAAUGAAGGUAAAAGUGAUGUAAAAUGACGAGUAAAGGCAUAAUAAAUGUUUUCCAGUUGUUUACGGCGUGCCCAACUUACUUUCACCUCAAGUUUUGUCCAAAAUUUUGAUAUUUGACCUAAAAUAAUAUUAUUUUCCCACUUUUCCCUCAAUUUUUCCGUUUUUUAGAUAUUCCCCAUAAUCACAACUCUGAUCUCAUGUGUUGGCCUGUUCAACUUCAGUUCGCAAGAUGAUAUCUGGGACAUUUAUUCACCUCUAAACGCGCUCAGUCGGAUAGAAGAGAAGGGGAUGGAAAAGUUCGAAUAUGUCGCCGCAACUCAUCAUUAUCGGGUAAAUUCUUGUCUUGUCAUGAAGCUUAGGUAUUGUACUCUCUGCAAAAAUCAAUUUCGACUUUAGAUUCAAGUUCUGGUCGAUCGAAAAGACGGCGGGAAUCUGAUGAAUUCCGAGAGUUUGAAGGAGUUGGCGGCGGUCAAUAAAUUCAUCGUGGAGAACGUCACAGUCUCGGAUCGAGGGAAUUUGUUGACUUAUAAGGACGUAUGUGGAAUCUAUUGCAAUGAGAGCAAUGCGUUGGUCAUUGGGUUCAUUCAGGUGAGCAGAUUUGGCGAUUUUGAUUUUGUUGGUUUGUGUAAUGUAAACUCAAUUUUGAGUUGGAAAAACCAAUUGAUCAUGUGCAAACGUUUUGGAUAACAUUUCCCAUGCUCUCUAGAGUCUAAAACGACAAAUCUUUCAUGGAUAUUGCUUUUACAUUAACUAUGACGAGUAGAAAUUUAAAAUUGGAUAGACACUUGGCAUUAUCCUUGAUUUUUUUGGUAUUUUUCCAUGACUUUUGGGAUGUGGCGGUUUGCAAGGUUGUAUAGGCUCAUGCUAUUUGUGUUAGGCCGCAAUGAACAAUCCUUCUGGAUCUCUGAACUUCGUAUUGACCUAUCCAAAUGCCAUUGCGCUGAACAACAAUGUCUUCCUUGGUUACUCAUUGGGGAAGUUUACCACGGAAAAACAAGAGGAUCUGGAUGUGAUCAAGUCAUUCAAGCUGUUUAUCCUCCAUUAUAUGGUAAGAUCUUCUUUUUUUCUUCUUUUUUAUAUUACUUUAGGAAUUUGUUACCUAAAAUUGCGUCAAACCUCGAAUUCUCAAAUUUAGGUUGAUCUCAACAUUCCAAACGGCCGAGCAAUCCGAGACGACCUCGAAGAAAAGCUUCUACAUCUGUUCGAAACCGCUUCUCACGAAUCUACGACUUUGAAUUUCGCUGUUUUGAGUCGAAAUCGCGAGCUCUACGAACAACGUCAAAUUACGGUGACCGCAAUCCCUUUUUUGGGCCUGACAGGAGCUGUGCUAACUGCUUUUAUGGUGAUAACUCUUCUGGACGAUCCGCUAUAUAAGUCGCAAUGUGUUGAGGUGGGUAAAAAUUGUAUUACACUUGAUAAAAAUUUUUAAUUUUUAGGCAAUUUUUGGUGUGAUCUCCCCUGGCAUGGCAUUGGUGACGACGUUUGGGCUUGUCUGGGCUGCUGGACUUCCAUUUUCGAAUAUUUUGACGGUUGUUCCGUUUUUAAUUAUUACCAUUGGAAUUGACGACGCUUUCCUAAUCUUGGCUGGAUGGAGACAGUCAAGGUAAGGGAUGGUGUUAAAAAUAUUUUCUUUUAAAUUUAGGUUACUUUUCAACUGAAAUAACUGAAAUCAAAAAAAUUUUGAAAUUUUCACUUUUUCAGUCCCCAUGCCGACUUUGAAACUCGAAUGGGCGAAAGUUUGGCCAAGUCCGGCGCCUCCGUCUCCGUCACGUCGAUCACGGACGUCCUCUGCUUCGGUGUGGGCAUCAUUUCCAACAUGCCGGUGGUGCAGCUCUUCUGCAUUUACACGUCGAUCGCCUUGGCCAUCGACUUUGUGUAUCAGCUCACAUUUUUCGCGGCGAUUUGUGUUUUCUGCGGGAAGAGACAAAUCGAAAUCGAAGAAAAUAUGAAGUCAAGUACCGAGAGCUCUGUAAGUUGACUCGCUUUUUGUCUGCGGCGUUUUUUACUUAUCAAAAUUGGGUUUUAUGUUACCCAUCGGAGUUGGACGAUGGGGGGAAACUGAAAAGUAUUGUUUUCCUUCGAUGCAAAUGGCUAAAUUAGGAUAAUCGAUGGUGGUGAUUUCGAAAAUGACAUUCAUUUUUUUGAUUGUUACUUUUUCCUUAAGUCGUACUGUAAAGUAGUACUUUUUUAAUUUUUUUUUCAUAAAUACUCGAUUUAGGGGUUUUCGAUGGUGCUGAUUUCGAAAAUCAUGUUAAUUUUUCCUCUAGUACUAAAUAGUACUAUCUGAUACUAUGUAGUACGAGGUGAAAAUAUGGUCUUUACGCGUUGAUGUUGUUAUUUUGAAGCUUAGUACUCUUCAAAAACACGUUUUAAAGACUUGGUGCUGUUUAGUGCUACAUGGUACUAUAUAGUACGAGGUCAAAAUAGCAGUACUAGGCACCAGAACAACACCACUAACGCAUAAAGGCCAUAUUUUCACCUCGUACUACAUAGUAUCAGAUAGUACUAUAUAGUACUAAAGGAAAAGUUAACAUGAUUUCGAAAUCAGCGCUGUUGAAAACCCCUAAAUCGAGUAUUUAUGAAAAAAAAUCAAAAAAUUACUACUUUACAGUACUGCUUAAGGAAAAAAGUAAAAAUCAAAAAAAAAAUGAAUGUCAUUUUCGAAAUCAGCACCCUCGAUUAUCGUAAUUUCGACACUUGCAUGGAAGGAAAAUGAUACUUUUCGGUUUCCCCAAUCGUCCCAGUUCCGUUACCCAUGAUGAACAAUAUAAAUUUUUGUAUUUCAGACCAACGGAAGUAUCUCGUCCCACGGAUCCUGGCGCAAACACCUCAUCCGCAACGCCGAGCGUCUAAAAAGGGCCUUCAGUUUCCGCAAGUCCUCCGAAAUCGAUCUCCCCGUCCCCACCGAGCCCAAAGGCACCUAUCUCCAAUGUUUCGUGAACGCCCUCCACUCCUGGCCCGCCCAAUUUCUGAUCCUCACCAUCUUCUCGGCCCAUUUACUCGUCAGUAUCUACUUUUGCACCAAAGUCAACACCAACUUUGACAUGGAAAAUCUGUAUCUGAAGGAAUCGCCGUUGACGCCGAUCUCAAGGAAAAUGCAAGAAUUUGUUCUGAGCGAAAGUUUCGUGGUCAACUUUGUCGUCGAUCCGAUGCCACCGUUCCAAAAACAGGAGGAAAGAGACUUGUUCCAUCAAAUGAUCGAUGAAUUGGAGAAUAUCCCAAAAUUUGGAAUGGGCAAGAAGGGAAGCACUGUGUGGACGAGGGAUUAUGAACAGGUAAGGUUUUGGCACUUUUUCUCGCCCAAAAUAAUUGGUUUUUCUCGGAAACGAAGAAGAAAGAUAAGAAAAUGCGUUUUAUCGGAUAGUGACAUUUCGUUUUGAACGAAUCACCAAAAAGGGGCGGGAAAUUCUUUCUUCUAUUUUGGAUUGACGUGGCUUGUGUGUUAGAAGAUAGAAGAGGAUUUUUUGGAUGAAAUUUGGAAAAACUAUGGGUUUGAGGUAAAAUUGGGCAGUUUCCAUUGUUUAAUUUUUUUUUUUUUGAUUUUCUAUAAUUUACAGUAUCGUAUGGGGUCUCAAAAUCUUAGUAUUGGUUUGAAGACUCUUGGUCUUGAAAUUUCAAUCACUUUUUUAAAAAAAAAGAAACUCAUAUUUCGCAAAAAACGAACUAAAAUUAGCGAUUUUUUGUCAUUUUUUGGGUUUUCUUGAAAUUACAGUAAGAUGAAAUACGAAUUUUAGAUUUUUGAUAGCAUGGGUAGGCCAUAUUAGACGAUUUUUUUUACCCUUUUGAAAUUUUAGACGCCAAAUCGAGGUCAUUUCUUUUGUAUUUUUUUGGUAAAAUACGGAUCGAAUAACGAAGUUUUGAAUUUUUUAAUAUUAAACAUUAGCUAUCAGAACGCAUUUUACAUCAAAUUUUAUUCAAUUUGAUUUUCAGACUGCUGAGUUCUGGCCAAUGGAAGAGGAGGAUAUCUGGGCGCCUACUGUAAUGCUCAAAAAUUAUAGAAUGUUCAACAUGGACCCCAAAAGCAUCCAUACAUCGUGAGUUUUAAGACUCUGAGUCGUUAAUCAACUUUUUUUAAAAGAUUAAAAUCGAUUUUUUGAGUUUUGGAAAUUUACAAAAAAUUCGUCAUCAUGACAUUUUUUGUAAAAAACUUUUUUUGGAAUCUUGAUUUUUAAUGGUGCUAUUAUGAACAUGAUGUUUUAGAAUGUCUAAUCGACUCGUAUUUUAGCAAGAAUCGGCAAGGCGAGGAAGUGAUCGACUCCUUUUCCUUCCACAUUACCUAUUACAACAUGAGCAACUUUAAUGAUGUGGAAGAGCUGCUAGAGAAGCGCCGCGAGAUCCUCCAUCGAUAUGGAAGGGAGUUCCACAUCCUCUCCCAUCAUCCAUUCGAAAAGGUGCCCACGGAAAGUGCGGCCAGCGCUCCAAUGAAUUUCAUCCAGACAGCUGGUAAGGAGAAUAUAAAAUUUUAUAAAUUUUUGAUUUUUCCCUCAAAAUUUUGUGUUGUUUGCAACUCUAAAUGAUUUAUAAUUUUAGUCUCGGCUAUUGUGCUCAUGUCGGUGCUCGUUUUCUUCUUCAUCAUGGACUUUGAAGCCAUCUUUUCGGUGGUUUUGUCGAUACUGUCCAUCAGCUGCGGGACGGUCGGAUACUUGUACUUGUGGUCGGUGAAUUUGGACGCGGUGUCGUUGAUCAGCAUGCUGAUGAGCAUCGGGUUCAGUGUGGAUUACAGCGCACAUGUGUGCUAUCAUUAUUAUACACAUCAACCGAAAAAUCGGAAAAUUGUGAGUAGUUUUUGAUUUUUUUUUAAAUUUUUGUGCAGGAAAGUUGGACGUAUUUCACAGAAAGAGCUAGGUUUUGUUUUGAGAGAAGUUGGUGUUGUUUUAGCAUCUAAAAAUAUUUUUGAUUAUCAAUUUUUUGACAAUUUUUAUAUUAUCCAUGAAAAAAAUUGAAUUUUUGGAAUAAAAACGUUGAUAGUGAUGUUUUCUCGCCGUUUUAUGGCAUUAUUUAGGACCUGACUAGCCUUGGGCAUUAUUUUUCAAUCAAAUAUUUCAAUCAAAAAAUUUUAUUUUUUGUCCCAAAAAUCGAAAAAAUCUAUUUUUUAUAAUAUUCGAAUUGAAUAUAAUUGCUAUACACUCGUAUUUCCAGCGUCCCCGUCCCACCUCGAUCAUGAUCAACCCGGACGACCUCAAAUUACCGAAGAAAGUACCGGCGGAAUCCAUGAAGUCGUCAAAAUUACCAAAAAUCGACACAAAAGAUCGACUCUUGCACACUUUUUACGGAGUUGGAUGGCCCGUAAUCCAAAGUGGACUCUCCACUGUGCUCGGCAUGAUCCCAUUGCUCUUCGUGGACGCGUAUGUGGUCGCAGUGUUCUGGAAAACGAUCAUCUUGGUGACGGUGUUGGGCAUGUAUCACGCCCUGUUUUUAUUGCCCGUUCUCUUCAUUUUCAUGGGACAGUGUAGGAAUUUGUUCAGGAAGUAG